GGCCGGCCGGAGAACCUGACAGCACACAGGCCAGGCAGUUGUACGGUUCACCUCCUCAACCGCGACUGACCGCGCGUGUAGUCGGCGAACGGGACGUCAACUGUCAUCGCUGCGGACCACCGCGAUCUCAGUCGGUAAACCAAAGGCGCGAUCCGUCACGAAGAAGAAUAAGAGAGAGAGACAGAGAUAGAGAGGGAGAGAGGGAGAAAAGGGACGACGCUGGAAAAGUAACCCAAAGUUAGCCACAGGUAGCUGUCGUGUCGAGGAUAUCAGAGUGCAGGCAGGUCAUGCGGAUAUCUCCGGUCGGAGAUCGAAACGCAGCACAGCGCUAGCUUUAAGUUUGUUUUUUUUCCUGGUGGGAACAAGAAGGCAGCGUCUCUCCUUUAGAGAUCCGGCGGCCGUGGGAAACGAGAGGGGGAAACCAUGUCCCGAAGAAAGCAGAGCAAACCCCGGCAGAUUAAGCGUGAAAAGCAUAUUGCAAAUUAUGCUGCAUGGAUGAGGGAAAGAGGAGUAAAGUUGCAGCAUCAGCAGUCUGAUUCUGGAUCCAUUGGGGAUCUAGACGGUGGCGAGGAAAACACAGCUGACGACAUCAGUCUGUCAGGAGAGGAGGGUGGCGCCUCGGACCCGGACGAUUCUGCCGAAUGUGACAGCUCCAGUCCACUGCUGUUCACACCGCUGUACAAUGAAGAGCACCGCACACAAGACCGCCAGGGCCCCCCUGAUGAUGAGGAUGAUGAACAUGAAGGGAAAGGUCUGACACACAGUGCGGGGGAGGAAGAAGAGGAGGGAGAAGAAGAAGAACAAGAAGAAAUGUUACGCUGGAGAGGUCCAGAUGAUUUGUACCUAAAUGAAGGAGGUAACGAUACCAGAGUGGUGGCUAGCAGGGACCUUCAGCCAGACACAAUGUGGGGCCCUUACCCAGGAGUCCUCCAGUCAGAAGACAGCACGGAUGACCUGGAAAUGGAGAGACCCAAACUAACUUUGGUUGGUAAAGAUGCAGACUGUUGGCUCAACCGAGUACCAUUGACCUCCGAUGCCAUCGCUGCCAACUGUACCAUCUACAGCCAAGGUGAGGAGCUGUUCUGUAAGGUGACCAGAGAGGUUGUGGCUGGGGAUAGCCUCCUGGCCUACCUAUCACCCCCCUCACACUCCUCUUCAUCGCCUCUGGCACAGCAUUCUCCUCCACUUGGCACUCAAAAUCCCAUUGUGAAGGAAGAGCCAGUGUACCCAGCAGCACUACACUCGGACAUUCAGCUGCUUCCACAGCAAGCCGGCAUGGCGGCCAUCUUAGCUACGGCUGUCGUUAACAAGGACAUCUUCCCUUGCAAGGACUGUGGGAUCUGGUACCGUAGUGAGAGGAACCUGCAGGCUCACCUCAUGUACUACUGUGCCAGCCGACAGAAACAGCCCACAGCAGCCUCAUCUCCGCCACAGGACAAGCCCAAAGAGACCUUCCCCAACGAGCGCAUCUGCCCCUUCCCCCAGUGCAACAAGAGCUGCCCCAGUGCCAGCUCAUUGGAGAUCCACAUGCGCACACACAGUGGUGAGCGUCCUUUUGUCUGUCUCAUCUGUCUGUCGGCAUUCACCACUAAAGCUAAUUGCGAGCGCCACCUGAAGGUCCAUACUGACAUGCUAAAUGGCGUGUGUCAUGGUUGUGGUUUCAUCUCCAAUACCAGGGAUAUUCUCUACAGCCACCUGGUCACCAGCCACAUGGUCUGCCAGCCUGGCUCCCGCAGUGAGGUCUACUCCCCUGGGCCAGGGCUGCCUAAACUGCCCCUGACAACAGGUCUUAGUCCAGGAGACUCUGGUGUGGUGCUCAAGUGUCAGGUGUGUGGCCACAACUCUGACUCUCCUGCCCAGCUCCAGCAGCAUGUACGCACCCAUCUUGAGGUCAGGGUCCCAGCUGAAAGGAGCCCCACUCCACGCCAAAGCGCUGCAUCCUGUGGCGACCACCAUCAGCCCCAGCCUUCACCUCAGGACAGGGAGCCUCCAGCCUGUGUACCUCGUCCAGACUCAUCCAGCCCAGGGGCAAAUGGUGGCUCAGCCACCCCGCGAGGCUGCAGUCCUCCUGAUGCUCCAGCCACGGACCUUAGGAUCAAAGAGGAACCCCGGUCAGACUCAGAGCCAGAGGAACAGGGGAUGGGGAUGGAGGAAGAGGAAAAAGAGAAUGGAACAGAUGGCGAUGAAGAGUCCAGAAAAAAGAAAGAUAAUGGGCAGAGUACUGCCACUACAUCCCAGAAUUCAGCCUCUCCCAAGAGUCCCUCUGCUGCAGUGGUAAAGGCGGAACCAACAAGUCCAACCCCGGGUUCAAGCCCUGCCCAUGUGGGCGGUGCAGGAUCUGUGUUAGGAGGGACAAUGUUUCUCCCCCAGUAUAUGUUUAGUCCAGAUGCAGCUAUCUUGCCUCAGGCCUCUGAGAUCCUGGCGAAGAUGUCUGAAAUGGUCCACAGCCGUUUGAAACAUGGGCAGGCUGUUCCUCAAACAACCCCAGCCACCUUCUACCCCCCUGGGGCUUCUGCAGCUACUGCAUCAGUCACUCCACCUAUUAAAGGGGCCACUUGUUUUGAGUGUGACAUCACCUUCAAUAACAUCAACAACUUUUAUGUGCAUAAGAGGCUGUACUGCUCCAGCAGGCACCAGGCAGAUGGUCCUGCUCCGCCUUCAGGCCCAGGGCUAGUAAGGGAUACAGCCCCUGCCACAGUGCCUUCCUGUGGGGCACAUGGCUCUUCAACGUCCCCUCAGGGUGCAACAACCAGCCGAGCAGCCUCUGCCUCGCCCACCGACUCAGAGCCUGCCGCGGGAAGUGGAGCCACAGAGAGCAGAAGGCUGGUGGAUGUGAAGACAGAAACUCCUAUGGCAAAAGAGGGAAUGUCCUCUUCCUCUGAAGGGGAGGGAGGAGGUGGAGGAAGCAUGAGUGGAGGAGGAGGUGGUGGGGGAAGGGCAAGUGAAGGCAGCCAGAGCCCUGCAAGUGCGUCAGCUGAGGACCCGGAAGAUGACCCCACUCGAACCUUCUGCGAGGCGUGCAACAUUCGUUUCAGCCGCCAUGAUAACUACAUUGUCCAUAAACGCUUCUACUGCGCCUCACGCCAUGACCCAUCCAAUCAGCGGGCCAACCAUCUCAACAAGGCCACUGCUACUGCAGCCUUCCAUCCCCAGCCCAUCCGCACACGCAAGAGGAAGAAGAUGUACGAGAUCCACAUGGCCAGAACUGAGGCCCUGGCUAAUGCUGCUGCUGCUGCUGCUGUUGCUGCCACUGCUGCCUCGGCCCCUUCCCCUUCUGCCCUUGGCCUGGCUGUGAAACGGGAGGUCUCCCCUGCUGCGGCCGGAAGCUCCAGCCCCGAGGGGGAUGGCCCAAUCGACCUGAGCAAGAGGCCCCGGUUCAAAGAGACCCCUCGUGGAAGCAGCAGCAGCCUUCUCCCCGCCCUGCCCCUCACUGACUACCACAAGUGCACCGCCUGCAGUAUCAGCUUCAACAGCAUUGAGAACUAUCUGGCUCAUAAGACCUACUACUGUCCAGCCACCACCCUCCAGCCCCACACAAUGGAGCAACUCCACAGGCUCAAAGGACGAGCCUCCGCAUCUCCCAAGAGUAGGCCUCAGCAGGAGCGCCCAGAUCUCCUUCACCCUGUGGAGGCUAAAGCAUCACCUGAUGAAUGGGUCAGCCAGGCCCAAGGUACCUCAUCUAGCCCUCACACCUCAUCCUUACCUGGCUGUGAUGCUACAUCACCCAACCAUAUCACCCCUACCACCACUUUCAUCGCCACCUCUGUACCUACCCCCGUAAACAGCGGCAAAAGCCUCAGUGGUGGUUCAGCCCCAGUGGUGUGCCCUUAUUGCCCUAACAGGGCUAUCACCUGUGACCUGGUGGAGCACUUCAAGACUGCCCAUGGUCUGGUGCUUACCCUGCAGCAGCCCCAGCCAGGUAGUGUGGUCAGCCCAUGCCCAAGUCUUAGCCCCAGGGACCCUACCCCCACCCCCACCUCCACCUCCACCUCCACAUCCACCAGUCCUACCAACCAGCUCAAAUUAGGUUCACAAGACAACGUCAAUGGGCAGGUGAAGAGAGAGCCAGUCUCCCCCUCUCCCCCACUGGUGAAUGGUAGCCCCUUGGGUGGGAGCGGGUCCCCUCCCACAAGCUCUCCCCUGGCUGUGUCUCCCACUAGGGCCCUGUCUCUGACUGUGUCACCUGUGCCUGAGGCUUUGAGGGAGACUAUGGGGGCUUCCCUCCUUCCUGACAAAACAGUCCUCGCCAUGGCUCCCCACCCUGCCCCAGUUCCUCCCCCGACCCCUAUGGCAGGCCCUAAGACCCCUCUAGUCUCUCCCAUCCAGAACGGUAACUCCCGCUACUGUCGGCUGUGCAACAUCAAGUUCAGCAGCCUCUCCACAUUCAUAGCUCAUAAGAAAUAUUACUGCUCCUCACACAGUGCUGAACACGUCAAGUGAGCUGAGGAAACGUUUUCUUCUUCUUUCCCUGAGCGGAGGUUUGCCUUCGGUCACUUCCAAGAUGCUCACACGUUCCUUCCUCUUCUGUCAAUCUCCUGUAUGUGUGCCCACAGUGGGGCGUGGUUGGCAUGACCAUGUAUGAAAUUGUGACUGUUACUCACCUGGCAGGGCUCUGAUGCCCACUGCCCCUGGGCAGAAUUUACAGGUGGUGUUACUAACAUACGGUAACUGAUAUUCAUCCUCCCCAUGGGUCAAAGUUAGUAUUACACUAAGAGCUGAGAUGGAUGUGCUAUGUACCUAGCAAGCUGUCUAACUAGCUACCUUGCAUUUUUACCUGUCUUACCUACCAACACAUGCUGUUGUGCCCUCAUCCCUGCAUCCAUUUGCUCUCACUCUCAUUUUCCCUGGUUCAAAUUCUUUACGUCCUGGCUUCACAGAAUGUUUUAAUAUGGGAUGUUGAAAGAGCUGUCUUGAACCCAUCUCUGUAUUACGUUCUAUCUCAAUUGUUAAUAAUGUCAGUAAUUUGAUUCUGACUGUUUGAGGCAUUUCUGGCUGGUAAUGAUAAUGACGAUGAUGAUUAUGAAUAAGUAGUCUUUUCCUGAGCUCCUCGAUACUCUUGACCUAAAUGGAGGAAUGAUUUCUCUGUGUGGAAAAGACUUGAUCAUGAUGUUAAUGUUUUUAUUAUCUGUGCAUAGUGUAUGUCUCAAAAAGAAUUCUAUAAUGCUUUUGGUUUCAACACUGGCUCUUUUUUGCUUACUAGAAAAGCUAAAGUGUUUUUAGCUGGAGACAAAUAUGUGGUAUCACAAUGUUACCAAUUACAGAAGGAUAAUAUUUCCAAAUGCACAGUUUUUUUUCUUUAAUAACCACACUUUUUUAUUUUCUCUGUUAAAAAAAAACAAGGGAGAAAAAAUGUGAAAUAUUUAUCUUUGAGUCUGUAUUGAUUUCAUGUCAACAGAAAACUACCUACCUAGUGUCUGAGAGUAUUUGUAUUUUUUAUUUGUAUAUUUUUCAUACUGUUCGAAGGAACUAUUUGGAUCUGGGUGUGUUGAAGUGUAUUUUGUAAGUGUAGAUAUGUAAUAUCGCUCGCAGUAAUCACUGGGAUCACACUGAACCUUUUUAUCGCAUUAGCAUUUUAUCUUUCUUUAAUGUAAUCUUUAAUUGAUGGUGAGUUUAGAAAGACAGCACUGUGUUUUAUUUUGAUCUUCUCUAGUACCUGUCUAAUUAGUGACACGAUAAAAUCGGAUCCAUCUCCUUGAACCCAUCUCGCCUGUUUUCCAGAUAGUAAAAAGGUUUGGUCAUCUUCUAAUACUGAUGCUUUCACACUGAGGCUGAAAAGGUGUGUCCACCCAGAUGUUAAGGCGUGCCAACACAAGGUUGGGAAAUGUAGAAUUAAUGUUUGUUUGUUUUUGUUUUG
Molecule: messenger RNA, 5854 nt
Organism: Lampris incognitus (smalleye Pacific opah)
Lineage: Eukaryota; Metazoa; Chordata; Actinopteri; Lampriformes; Lampridae
Gene: zfpm1
Product: zinc finger protein, FOG family member 1
Exons: 10
Coding region: 424-4440 (1338 amino acids)
Biological process (GO): megakaryocyte differentiation; negative regulation of transcription by RNA polymerase II; erythrocyte differentiation
Cellular component (GO): nucleus
Molecular function (GO): RNA polymerase II-specific DNA-binding transcription factor binding
Source: RefSeq, a predicted model, not a curated record